UUUCAGUUCCGGGGUCGCUCACCACCAGCUUGCUGUCAGCAGGAGUAAGGUUAAUGUGUAAGUGGAUGUAGUGUCUGUGGAGCGCUGUGAUGCCCCUGGAGGUCAGAUGGCCGUUUCCACAUUGCCCUCCUCUGGCAUGGAGGAUGUCCAGCUCACUGGUUAUGGGGAUGGUGGGCUCCUAUUCCUACUUCUGGACCAAGUACAUGAACUACUUAACGGUGCACAACCAUGAGGUUUUGUUGGACCUGGUGGACCAGAGGCCCUCUGACACACCCCUCAUCACUAUGUCCAACCACCAGUCCUGUAUGGAUGACCCGCACAUCUGGGGUGUACUAAAGCUCAGACAGCUGUGGAACUUCAAUAAGAUGCGAUGGACUCCAGCAGCAUCUGACAUCUGUUUCACUAAAGAGCUGCACUCAAGAUUCUUCAGCCGCGGAAAGUGUGUUCCUGUCUGCAGAGGUGACGGUGUUUACCAGAAAGGCAUGGAUUUUAUUGUGGAAAGGCUGAACAGAGGAGAAUGGGUUCACAUCUUUCCAGAAGGCAAAAUCAACUUGACAGAAGAAUGUAUACGGUUAAAAUGGGGUGUGGGACGACUAAUAGCAGAGUGCUCCCUUAAUCCGGUUAUCCUGCCACUCUGGCAUGUGGGUUUGAGUGACGUUCUGCCAAACGAGAAGCCCUAUGUUCCUCGGACUGGCAAGAGAAUCACAAUCCUGGUGGGGAAACCGUUCAGUCUGAAAGACCUUGUUGAAUCACUCCGUGACGAAAACAAGAGCCAGAUGGAAAUGAGGAAGACCUUGACUGAUUUUAUCCAGGAGGAGUUUCUAAGCCUGAAAGCCCAGGCCGAGGCCCUCCAUGGGCAGAUACAGACCCAGUCCUGAGUCCCUGCUGUCCCUCCUGCUACAUGAUGAUCCUCUACCCUAAACUGAGGGUAACACCUCCUCUCCUGGAAGUCCAUCCGCACAUUUUCCGCUCCCUCCUUUUUCUAUACUGGAUCACACAUGUUCACUCUGAAAUUCCCUAUGAUCACACUUUUCUUUGCAUUUUGGGCAACGUUUUGGAAAGAUUUCCAAUUCAUGUUGGUGCAACAAAAACUUGUUUGUAAAUGUUUAAAAGCAGGCAUCUUAUAUAGCAAAAUGCAUCAUUCACUUGCUGCAAUAGGCUCUCAUCCACUAUCAUCCUAAAACAGGGUUAUCCGUUUAGAAUAGAUUUGAUAAUUGAGUUACUUGAAUUCAUACCUAUCAAAGCUGUGACCUUAAAGCAGACAGUCACUGAAUUGGUUAUAGGAGUAAAAUAUUUUUUGAAUGUUUGCGGCUUCAUUUGGGCAUGUAGUACCUUCAGAGUUACGUAAUUACUGGUCAUUCUAAUUGCUCAGAUGUGUUUUCAGUUCCCACCAGUACCAUAAUCAUUGGAUGAUUGUACAAUUCAGGAUUACAAUACAGGACGUAGUGUGUCCUUGAGAUGCAAACAAAUGAUAGAGCAGACUGGAGUCACUGAAAAUGAUUAUAACUUUAAGGUUUGGAUCUUGAAUAUCUAAAUCUAAAUUCAGUCCCCUGUGGAUAGUGGUGAUAACAGCAAGUGUAAUACUACAGCAAACACUUGUCUAGUAGCUACUUUCUAUAAGAAUGACAACAAAAGACAAGCAGGUGAAACCGUUUACAGCGCAGCCAAAUGAACUCAGGUUGUUUUGAUGAAGAAAUCAGCCUUAUUACAUCAUACUUUGAGUAACAGGCGCCUGAUUUCACAGCACAGGUAUAUUUCAACAUAACAGCAGGACACAGUAAAGCAGUUGGACUUCGCAGCCUUUUGCUAUCCACACUUACAGUUUUUACACGCAAGAAUUUAAAAAAGUUGUUGAACUUAUUCCCAACAUUAGCAGAAUCGAUCCAUAUUGGUGUUGUCUGGCGUCAGGGUUGAAUCAACCUGUUUGCCCACAAAACUGGUGUUUGUUUAAACUCUAUUUAUUAGUAUGCAGUGUGAUGUAGAUUUAUAAAUCUUAAUCUAAUGAAGACUUUUAAUCAGCACUGUUCUGCAUGGUUAAUAUUUACAGCUUAAGCAUGCAGAGUAAAUCAUUGAAAAGGUAGUAUGAUGAUAGUAGAUUCAUUUGCUUCUAUUAUGUCCAUGCCGCUUUGGGUCAACUGUGAAGUUAUAAUGUUAAGUGUACAUUUUAAAUUAAGUUUGCAAAUAUUUUAUUUUAGUAAUGUAGAUACUUUCUUUUCCAGAUGAAUUUCUUUAGAUCCAUUCAACCUGUGAAUGCUACAUCAUUACAGAUGUAUAUACCUUCUUUUAUCACAGAGAUCCAUCACUUUUAUAAGGGAGGAUCGGCCAUGGCGUAGUGAUCUGUGGUUACUAUCAAAUGUGUCGCCUUACUGUGAUUGCCAUUAUUUCCUACUGUAUGUGAAUGCCAAUAAAUAUUCAACUUUU
Molecule: messenger RNA, 2421 nt
Organism: Notothenia coriiceps (black rockcod)
Lineage: Eukaryota; Metazoa; Chordata; Actinopteri; Perciformes; Nototheniidae
Gene: tafazzin
Product: tafazzin, phospholipid-lysophospholipid transacylase
Exons: 11
Coding region: 90-878 (262 amino acids)
Biological process (GO): inner mitochondrial membrane organization; cardiolipin acyl-chain remodeling
Cellular component (GO): mitochondrial membrane
Molecular function (GO): 1-acylglycerophosphocholine O-acyltransferase activity
Source: RefSeq, a predicted model, not a curated record